AUGCUGGCCACUUACAUUCAUUCUCGUGCACCUCGACUGAUCACCUGGUGGUCCAGUGAUGCACCAGAAUUGAGGGUGAGCAGUUUGCCAUUGCCAUAGGAGAAAAAUUCUGGUACACUCGCACUCAGCCGCUUAUAUGGCCAUGACCUUAAAAUCAAUGGCAACUGCAGGGUCCGACGAUCUUUGUAGUUUAACCCGGUUACAUUGCUACUUACAUUUAUAUAGUAGACAUGAUGGGUUGAUUAAAGACGAUUUAUUUGGAAAAAGCGUUUUUUGAAGCAUUCGCGACAUUGUGGAUAUUUCAAAAAGGUAGGUAAAAAAUUUUCCUAAGAUAGGCCUUGGGAGUUCCUCCCCAUGGGAUUUUUUAUUUACCCACUUGGGCAUUCCAAAUCAGGCGGAUGGGCCACUUUGGAAGUUGAUUUGGCAUCAGGGUGCACAGUAAUUCCGUCCUAACCACUCUUACAUGGUACCAGCCGUUGUUAUAUGUUGUGCCAAGUUUUUUGGCCUGCCACUUCAGCUCCUUACCUGUAAUUGGCGUCCCUCAUGUUUUUAUUGAAAAAAAACUUGAGUCAACGCCCCCCCCCUCACCCUCCCGCCAUCCUCAACUGUUGAACCUUUUGCUCACUUUUAGGACAGUAAUGUCGCUGGGUCUUUUUCUUCCGGUGAGCUGAAAACCUCUUCACGAUCGGAUCUGAAUGUGGAACCUCCUACCGUUCGACCCCAAACAGCACCCCAGCAGGGCAGGAAUAGUGGUGGUUUGGAAAAUUCAUUGGAUUUCAAUGACGAUUUUGAUUGGACCUCGCGAAAAUCGAGGAGUCGAAAGUAAGUUGCCCCAAUUUUAUCGUCGAUUUCGCGCCGUUUGUUUUCUGCUCAGGCAUAAAAGCAAGCGAGUUUGCCAACCAGUUGAUGCGGAAGACUAGCGUGGGAAAUCAUCCGUUUUUAACAGAGGAAGACAGAUUUGGCUGUCUCGACACUCUGGAACUUUUAGCUCUCCAAAUCGUGACAGAUAUUUAAAAAAACCACAUAACUUAAUGUCAUAACACAGAAUUGGCGAUUGGUACGGCUGUUGAUGGGGAAAAAAUGACACUUUUGGCUCCAGAUCUCCCACUGACAUAAUUUUUGUCCGUUCGACUGCUUGCCUAGAAAAGUGUUGUCCUUAAGCUGCAUAUCUCGCCUAUUUGUGCUUGGCACAGGUGUUGCCAUCCGCGAUCCAGCAUUCCUGGAUGGUACUGCGGAGAGUAGGCUUGCACGCAUGAUUACUAGCAAGAGUAGGUUCAUAAUUCGACCCAGUUUUUUCUCUAACGAUGAAGACCUCUCGCAGAAUAUUCAGGGUCCACCUUCAUGUCUUGGCGGUGCAUGCCGAACCGGGUUUUAGGAUGACCCAUUCGUCGCCUACGGUUGAAUGACUGUCUUAGAUUUUUUACAGCAACUUUGAUUUUCUACUGUGAGUUUUGUCGUUAAAGAUUUAAUAUGCCGACUUGUCAGCAAGCCUGCCUCAUUGAAUCCCGGCGCCUAAACUAAGACAUAAAUAAUGGAUCCGCGACUGACUAUCUGGGAUCUGUCUGAAUCACUAUCCUGCCUGCUAGACUAACAAUCUGCCACUAAAACCUCCUGCUUCUAAUCUCAAUGUCACACCACUCCCACGUCCCCCCCAUUACAGGACGGGGUCACUUUUUAAGUAGUCCCCUGCCGUUUAAUGCAUUCUGAACUGGUUUUAAUGAAUAAGAGGAGGUCCAUCUGCGAAGCGAUAUGUUUACUGAUUACUAUUCAAUUUGUCAUAGAUUAGCUGUCGCCGUAUCAGAAUGGCAUGAGAGGCGUGUUAGUAUUCUUUAGAUUUUCUUGAUUCAGUGCUGGUUUAUUCACUGGAAUAGACACACCUGAGGUCAAAGCUACGUCAGAAGAGUCGGGAUAACUCGGUCAUUCUUUGCGGUUCUAUAGCAAUAAACAGUAAGAUUAACGGAGCACAAUAGAGUUAAUAAGGCGGGUAAUAAAUUGAAAAGUGGGCGUACAUCCGAGGUGAUUAGAUGAGCAGUUAUUGAAUGACGCCAAAGUGCGGUGGUCGGUUUAAAAGCGAGUGACGACAAAGAGCAAUAGACAAUGGACAAAGAACAAUGAACAAAGAAUGACCAGAACCGACGAAUAAGGGUACAAAGGCAGGCGGUAUGAGUAAAGCCCGGUUACUAACAAACGCUUAGUAGCAAAGAAUGACAAGAAUAGAAACGGACAUCAAGGAUGUCACAAGGCGGACUUUUCGUCCAAAAGUGGAGGGCCGAGAAGCCUCAAAAAAUAACGUGCGCGGUUGCGAGCGCAGUGUAAGUCGGUAGGGUUGGGAGGUACGGGUGAAAUUCUCUGGAGUGCGAAGAUGAUGACCAUUUAGUGAACAGGCAAUCCAAUAGGCGUCGCUGCAGUUUUAGGACUCCAACCGGUAGCCACUUAGUCGGAAGGGGGAAGUAGUGUCCGUUUGGUGGGCAAACUGAUUAUCAUAAUUGAGCCAGCCAUCAUUGCCAUUAUAUUGUGGUCGCAAUUUAGUUGUCAAAUAAGCAUACAAGCCUACAUAGUGUUUCAUUUUUGGCGUAUCAGACGUCGUCAGUCGGCCAUAUUCCUGUCACGUUAAUUAAUUUUCCAAAUCACAACCGAUAGGAGAGCGAACUCGUGACAGAUUGACAGAAGGCCUUGGUUACUGACCAAUAAUCAAGGGCUCCGUGUUCGAGCCACGACUUAUCCCAACCUGGGUCCGUUUGGGAUUGACUGAUGAGGGUUAACAAGCCAGAAAAGAUCAUCCAAGUCUCCCUGACCUGUCUUAACGUUCUGUCUGCGUUCUUACUUUGGCUGCGCAACCGCAUGCAAAAGCUUUUGACUCGAGUUCCGAGGUAAAAUGGGGCAGGUUUGUCUGGUGUCAUCAGCAGAGUGAUGAAAACCCCCCUGAUGGAAUCUGUCUGUAAAUCCUCUGCGCUACAUGCGUGUGCAUGCUUGUGCUUCUAGUCUCAAAUAGUGGAAGGACGUCCAUCGAUCAGGUCGCGUGACGUGCUCGUACCGUUAGGCCUUGGGGCUCGGUCUAAAGCACUCGCAGGCAGUCGCAUAGCGACUACUAACAUAUGCAGAGAUGAGAUUACCGGCAAGGACAAGGGGAACUGGAUGGCAUUUCUGGCUUAUUAACCGUCGUCAGUCAGUUAUAUCCGGGUGACUUAGGAUUCAAACCCCCGUUCUUCGGUUGUUGAGCGUCGUGUGAUUCAACGUUCUACCAGACCGGGGGUGGCGUAUGGCUGGCCAGAAAUGGCCAUCUUGAUAUUCCUAGUCUUUAUCAUCACUUCUCUUUUUCAUUACAUCUGCACUUAUAUUACAUUCAUAUACAUUUCGCAAAUUUAUAUGUUCGUGUACAUGAUAAAUGGACUCUUACCGAUCAGGUUGCGGAACAUGCUUGUUCCGUUUUGCCUUGGGACUCGAGCUAGAACCCUCGCAGGCAACCGCACAGCAACUAGUAGUGGAGGUAAGUGAGAUAGUACCUACAAAGACAAGGGAGACCGGAAUGGCCAUUUCCGGCUUAUCAGCCGUCAUUAGCCAUUCUUACCCAGCUCCAAGUGUGGAUCACUUGAGAUUCGAACCCGGGAUCUUUGGUCGUGGAGUUUGACACUCUACCAUUGAGCCACGGGUCCGGUGUCCUGUCGGUUGUGAUCGGGAAUAUGAAUUAUGGCAGAUGGCCGCUUAACCGAUCUGGUUAUGGUUGGAACCCCAAGGCACAACGGGACGAGCACGUUCCCGUAAACAGAUCGGUUAAGCGUCCAUCUACUAUUAUAUAUAUAUAAUGGUGGAGGGGCGCUCACCGGUCGUUCUUACGGAACUCACUCGUCGUGCUGUGUCUUACGGGCUCUCUUUCGAGCCCAACCAGCAGCCGCAGAGCGACGAAUGAUAUAGGCAGAAUGUUAUUACCGACCAAGACAAGAGUAUGACUUGGUGACAACGGAUAACAAGCCAGAAACGGCCAUUCCAGUCUCCCUUGUGUUUGUCGGUAAUAAUAUUCUGCCUAUGUGUAUAUGUAUGCGUACAAGAAGAUAGUGGAAUUUUAAAGCUCAGUGUUAUAUUUUCCCUCUGUUUCGGACUCUGACUCAAGCAUACCACGAAGGAUAAACAAAGGUCAGCCAAGAUAAAAUUCAAAUUCACUCCCAUCUUCGACAGCGAUCUUCAGUCCACAGAUCGAAUUUUAUGAGUACUUGUGUUUGCAUUUUUGAAUGCUUAAUUUGCUUCAGACACUUUGCGAUCUGAAACUUCACUCACCUAGAUACGUAUGGUCAAAACAGUCUUGUAGUGAAUUCGCGAUAAAGUGCGACGUGCAACAAAGGGCUGGGAAGCGGUGUCUCUGCUGCGUACUAUGUUGUGAAAUUCAAACAAAGGCUUUUUCAAAUCCUUUGCUGUUGUCCGAUGCACAUGCUUGGAUUUUUUAGCGAAUUUCGUACGGAUCUCCAAAGGGCAGUCUCUGGCCUCUCUCUCCAUACUGAGGAUCAAAAUCCUAAAACGGGCGACAAAUCACCCAUUGGUAGGUGCAGCGGUUCAGAUUUUGUCGGCUUCCUCCUCCAAAAUCCGCAUAUUCGCAACUCAUCCUUUAUCUAUUUUUUUAUGCUACUUAGUAAGGAAAGUACUCAAAGCUGCGUCAUUAGGCGGCUGGCGUGCUUCAAUGAGUUUCUACCCGUCGGUACAGCGUGCGCACACAGCUUCGUUUGUGUUGUGGCGGGUGGUUGCUGUUGUAGCUGAGAAUUUGCAGCGUGUUCGUCGGUUUUCUGUAGACCGACGUCGCUAGCUCGCCAUUUGGUUGGCGGCAGACGAGAACAUCCAAGAAUGGAAGUUUGUCCUCGACUUCCUCUUCCAUCGUGAACUGUAGAUCGGGCAUGAUUGAGUUCAGUACUUCCGCAUAGUAGUUGAUUUUAUCCUGGUCUAUGAUCACGAAGGUGUCAUCAACGUAGCGUGCCCAAAACUUGGGUUUGUACUCCUCGAAUAGUCGUCUCUCGAGUUUUUGUAGAACCGCCUCGGCAAUGAGUCCGGAGAUUGGUGAACCCAUUGGAGUGCCCUUGAUCUGCUCGUAUGUGGUCCCUUCGAAGGUAAAGAAUGUCUUGAGGCAGUGCCCCAUGAGUUCUAUGAGAUCCUGAGCUGUGGGCUGGCCAUCGCCUCCGUCGUAAUUUUGACGUAGCAGGUCACUGAGCGUUUCGACCGCAAGGGUCUGUGGUAUGGACGUGAAGAGUGAGACGACGUCAAAAGACACCAUCCUUUCAUUCGGUUCGAUCGUGACUGCCCUUAUUUUGUCAAGGAAUUGUUCUGCUGAGUGCACCGUUGUUUGUGAGCCUGCAGUUAGGAAUCUUAGCUUCUGAAAUAGCCAGCUUGCAAGCCCGUAUGUGGGUGUGCCUCGGAGCGAGACGAUAGGACGGAGGGGAACAUCUGGCUUGUGUACUUUUGGGAGACCAUAGAAUCUCGCCAUAGCGGUUUCUGCGGGCUUUGCCAUAUACCAGUCUUUGACGGUGAUGACCUUGUCCUUUUUUAGUCGAGCCAGAGUUCUGUUAACCUUUGCCACUAGGGACUUUUGACUGGCGGCGUCGCUGACUUUGUAGGACUCUCGAUCGUUGAGGAGCAGGAGGGCUUUGCGUCGGUAGUCCACCUUGUCGAGGAUGACGGUUGACCGGCCUUUGUCAGCAGGUAGAAUAACUAUUUCGGUGUCCGCUUUCAGCUCCCUUAGGGCCUUUUGUUCAUCUCUUAGCAGGGCAUGGGUUUUCCGGUGCGACAUGAGAAGUGAAGAGACUUGAUGUCGAAGGAGGUCCUUUACCUCGUCUGUGGCGCCGGUUUGACGAAGCACUGAUUCGAAAGAAGCAAUGAAGGUGACCGGGUGGGCGUCAGUUGUGUUAAAACCAGAUCCACGUUGUAGAACUUUUGUUUGGGUCACAGUUAGUUGUUUUGACGAGAGGUUAUGUACUAUCGUUUGUUCGGUUUCCUGCUCUUGUGCGGUCUGCAGUGUCAUGAACUUUAUCGAUAAAUCCGCAUCUCUGUUAGCACGUUUCUUUCGUCCCAAUGCUAGUAAUGUGUUCUCCAAUGAGGCGGCAGUCGAUUCCCCACACCGGCGUGUAACAAGCAUCCGGUAGUUUUCAGCACUGUGUGCGUAUUUCUUAAGUCGCAGGUGACAAUCUUGUAUGAGUACCCUUGUCAUUCGCCGACUAUGGCGGAACACCGUUUGUUUAGCCAAUUCCGUGUUGACUGGAGGCUUGUAGGAGAGGCAUUUUGGCAUAACAUAGUUGGCAAGGCAUCUGUGAAGGAAAUGGAGCUGUGCAUAGGUCGAGGCCUGUCGGAGGACAGUUUUUUCCCAACGACGAGCCAGUUGAAGCGCUUCGCGCUCGUAAUUCACAUCAAUAGUAGUGAAAAUCCGAUUCCCAGGUGGCAUAUCAAAAGAAGAGUGGGCGUUCACCGGGAGGGGUUUAUUUGAGAUCCGACGUUUCGGGUAGUUUACUCGUCUACCCAUCUUCAGGGACUGAGAGGUCCUGUGCACAGCACUCCUUAUUAUGGCGCCCUUUGUCCAAUGCGUGAUCCGCCAAUGCCGCCUGUGUGGCUGCAUCCAACCCGCAUGUCACCGUUACCUGAAUCGCCCCCGUCGGCCGCGGUGAUGACUGACGGCCCCGAUUGUCAGGCGACGUGACUGUCCCCCGCUAAGAAGGUUCGUAAAGUCAGAUAAGAACUUCUCUUCUUCGACUAUCCCUAGCUCCUUGUGCCUUGCGGACAAAUGCACUUAUUCGUCGUAGAAGCGUUUCGGAAAAGGCAACCCGAACCGCCGAAGCCCGAUCUAGCGGAUUACUGAAAUAACUGUCAACAUACUACUAACAUGAUUUCAAACAAUCUGGAAGCUCAGAAGAAAAGGAGGCGUUCACCGGGAGAGGUGUAUUGGAGGUCUGUCGUUUCGAGUAGUUGCUUUGUCUACCCAUCUUCAGCGACUGGGAAUUCAUGCGCACAGCUCUCCUUUUAUGGCGCGCUUUGUUUGAUGCGUGGCCCGCCAAUGACGCCUGAAGAUGGGUAGACGAAAUAACUACUCGAAACGUCAGACCUCCAAUACACCUAUCCCGGUGAGCGUAUCCUUUUCUUUUAAAUCUGGCAGCUUUUUAACAAGCGGUAUGUCCACUCCACCGAAAUCGCGAAACCCAGUUAUUUUCCUGCUUAUUACCAAACCUCAUUUAAAAUAAGCUGGUUUCUUCUCUACUUUUUCGCUAUAAGUUCUCUUUAACAACGAAGGUUUCAUGGGACAUCAGUCGUUUGCAGGAAUUUGUCCAACCAAACAAAAGCACCCGUUUGCAUCUGCGCAACAUCAUUCCUUCUGGCAGUCUCACAUCAGCUAGGCAUUUACUAAGGAAAACAGUCAAGCACUCACUAACCAAGCCACGUCCAUUUACGUUUCAGGAUAUUUGUUUUUAAGGGGAUUGUCACCAGUUAAGCACGAACGACGACCUUCGGAAAGCGUUCACUAUCAAGGCAGGCCUGUAGGACCUGCAAGUGUAUUUCUGCUCGAGAGACCCGUUGGAUGUGAAUAAUUGUGUUACGGAGAAGCGCGCUUGGUCGGAUACGGGAAAGUGGACGUCCCCUCUCCCCCAGUACUGCGGGUGGCCUUACGCUAAGUUCCAGAAGGGUUCUCAUUCUUGUGUACUACCUUUAACUCAAACGAUAAACGGAGCACUAUACCUCGUAAACCUAAUCGUAACCAUAACCCUAUUUCUAAACCUCUGACACUAACCCAAGCACUAACCCCAAAUUCAACUCUUCCCGGAGUUUAUGGCAGAGCUACAGUAGGUGGGUUAACUCAUGAAAUGUCAAUCGAAAUUUCGAAAUGCGUUCUGGUUUCGAAAAGAUUAAUUAAGUAGGAUUGUAAAACUAAUCAUCAUGCGGCAUAAUUCUAUAAUGAUCCAGUUACCUUGGGUGCCGGUUUUCGAAAAACUUCCUUCGGGCUGCAUGCAAGAACUAUACUCUGCAAAAAAUGAUUACUUAAUUAACAAGCAAUUUUCUCAUUGAUUUUCGAUGCCCUUGAAUAUUCAAUUAUGUUUCUUGGAAAACAUACAUAAAAAUAUUCAUUGUUUAAUUUAUUCGGUAGAAAGUCACGUCUUCUUCCGAUUGUAUACUCGAAAGAAGAGUAUAAUUCGGUUUCAAAAAGGUUUCUUAUUGUGAGAUUUUUUUGUACCGUGAAAUGGCCUCUUUAUAAGACGCCAUGUAUUUGCAUUUACGAAUGUGGCUUGUAAAGGUGACAAUAAUGCUCGAAUGCACUGCUUAAUUUUAUGAGCCCCAUAUGGUCUCCUCUUAAUACCGUAGAGAAAUGCAUGGUUUUCUGUACACGGAAAAUAUACGGCUUGUAGUUUUGCAACCCUGAAUGCAAGUGUAACAGCAGGUCGGAUUCAAAAUUAUUCGAGAAUUAGAAAAGCUUUUAAAACCAAAUUAUAUUCUUCUUUCGAAUAUAAAAUAGGAAAAAGACGUGAUUUUCUACCGGGUAAGUGAAAGAGUGAAUAUUUUUAUGCAUGUUCUCCAUGAAACAUUAUUGAAUGUUUAAGGGCAUCAAAAAUCAACGAGAAAAUUGCAUGCUAAUUAAGAAGUCAUUUCUUGCAGAGUAUAGUUCUGGCAUUCAGUCGAAAUAAGUUCAUUCAAAAGCCGACACCCAGAGGUAACUGGUUCAUUAUAGAAUCAUACUGCAGACUGAUUAGUUUUACAACCCUACUUAAUUAAUCUUUUCGAAACGAGAACGCAUUUCGGAAUUUCGGUUGACAUUUCAUGAGUUAGCCCACCUACUGUACCUGUAAUGAGGGGAAUACAUAUUCCCGUACUUAUCCAAAACCGCGGUUUUCGCACACUAAUGACAAUCCUGGAAUUUGAGGUGGACUCUCCAACAAUGCUUUAUUAGCGAAUUUGUGUUGAUUAAACUACAACUGACUUGGUAAGGCAAGUUUGGUUACACGAUUGUCGAAAAGCUACGUCUCUAUUGGCUGUCGUUCUAGGGUCAAAAUGUGGAAUUGGAAAUAUAUUCCUCCAGAACGAACCUACUUGAGAAAAUUUUCCAUCGAAUAUUUCUGCCUGGAGUCCAGGGAGUCUUUAAUCCCAGCCAGAUAGUUUACUUUACGGUCCCAACAUAGGGACCGUCGACACUAGUUAAUCUCAAUAAGCCUCGUAUUUGCGGUUGGUCAGUUAAUUGUCACGGAACCAGGACAACAGAUGACGUUCGAGUGCCGGCGAAGGAUGGUCUACGACCCAUAAAUAAAAAAAUUUACGACCAUUGACAAAAGUGAAUUAUCGUCCCCAGCGUUGGGUUUUAGUUCCUUAGUGUGCUCAUCGGGCCGCUUUUAGCUCAUGAGGUCAACUCCUAUCGCCGCCUUGUCCUGUCGGGUGGUUUGCAUUCGUGAUUGCCCAAAAUCUUCUCUUUUUCCCUGUUUUCUAUCAUUUUUUACAAUUUUAGGCGAGACGUCAACGCCGAAAAACGCUAAUUCACUCGUGGUAAGUUUCCUUACGCACAGCGGAGUACAAAAUCAAACUUUUGGCUUAAAUAUCUUUAACCAUAAAACAAAGGUAGUUAGUCCCGGGGAACUAUAUUUUUCCGAUUUGUCAGUUACGUUUUCCUCUAAGCUCAGGCUAUAUUAUUGACUGCCUCCCUGAAAUGCUUUUAGAGAUCUACCGACAAAUGCCUAGUUGACACAGCAAACUUUGACAAGAUUUUCAAGUUAUUUUCAAAGUUCCACUUAUUUUCACCUGAUCGUGCCCACAACCUUAAGAAACUUAUUUCGAAAUCAGACCUAGAAUAACAUCGGACUUAAAAUACCUCCGUUCCUCUGCUGAGCUACGGCAGGUGGCUAACUCAUGAAAUGUCAACCGAAAUUCCGAAAGGCGUUUUCUUUUCGGAAAAAUUAAUUAAAUAGGGUUGUAAAACUAGUUGGCGUACAACAUAAUUCCAUAAUACUUCGGUUACCCCAGCAUGCCGGCUUUCGAAUGAACUUCCUUCCUGCUGCAUGCAAAAACUACACUGUAUAUAAAACUGACUGUUUAAGGAGCAUGCAUUUUCUAAUUGACUUUUGAUGCCCCUAGAAGUCCAAUUAUAUUUCAUGGUAAACCUACAUAAAAAUAUUCACUCUUUCGCUCAUUCGGUAGAUAAUUACGUCUUCUUCAAAUUUUAUGCUCGAAGGAGGGACAUAAUUCGGUUUUAAAGAAGUUUUCCGAUUCCCGAAUAAUUUUGGACCCGCUCUGCCGUCAUACUUGGUUUCAGGAUUUCCAAACUACCAGCCGUAUACUGUCGGCAUACUGAAAACCACAAAUUUCUCUAUUAUAAUAAACGGGGACCAUAUAGGGUUCGUAAAAUUAAGCAGUAGAUUUGAUCCAUAUCAUUCACUUUACAAGCCACAUUGGUAAAUGCAGAGAUGUGACGUUUCAUGAACGGCCAUUUCACGGUAUUUAAAAGUCCUACAAUUCGAAACGUUUUUAAAACCGAAUUAUGUCCCUCCUUCGAGCAUAAAAUUUGAAGAAGACGUAAUUAUCUACCGACUGAGAGAAAGAAUGAAUGGUUUUAUGCAUGUUUUCUAUGAAUUAUAAUUGGACAUUUAGGGACAUCAAAAAUCAAUGAGAAAAUACAUGCCACUUAGAUAGCCAUUUUUAUAUACAUUUUUGUGUGCAGCCGGAAGGAAGUUCAUUCGAAAGCCGACAUCCUGGGGUAACUGAAAUAUUAUGGAAUUAUGUUGUAGGCCGAAUAGUCUUACAACCCUACUUAUAAUUUUUUCGAAACGAAAACACCUUUCGUAAUUUCGGUUGACAGUUCAUGAAUUAGCCCACCUACUGUAUGUGACCUAACAUAAAGGGCAGAUCGAGGAGGCAUUGCAGUCUACUGUUCGUUUCACGGGAGACUGUUUUAUCUCCUCAGCUGGCAACCUUCCAAGCUACGGCUUUUGUUGCGUGAUAGAUUCAGGCGCGUUGAAGUUAUUCCAGUAGGGGAUGUGCCGAUUUGCGAUGGAGGCUUGUCCAGCGACCGCUACUUUCUCUCUCUCUCACUCUCUCUUCCCUCAUCUUUUAGCUGUGAAAUUUCCGGGCCUGUCCAGCCAACCAGUGACAAUAAUGGGCGCGGUGGCUCGGGUGGCAUAGGGCCUCCGCCUUUCGCUUGUUAAGCACGCGCGUACAACCAAUUUGGAUAUUUCGUCGGUCAUUACUGACGUUGAGGGCCACUGACAGUUCGAGCGUCAGUUCUGACGAUGUCCAUUCUGUCCCCCCCCCUCAGCAGGGUGGGCGCAGGGACGGUGACUUGCACGGGGAUGAGUUUAUAUUUGUAGCAGACUUUCGUAGCAUCUACCUCACUCUCUUCUCCUCCUCACCCACUUGAGGCCGGCGUCAAGACAGAAUCAAGAAGAUCGGGGGCGUGAGAGGGGACGCAGGUGGCUGGCGCAGCGGGAGCCUGCACCUAGGAGUGUCAUCACACUCCCCUCCCACUUGUAAAAUUUAUUUUGGGCGCGCUGUCUGCCAUGUCCUGACCUAGUCGUCGUGUUGGUCCAGUACAUCUACCGCGUAGCCCCGUUUUAGGGACUUGGAUGACCUUACUGUAGAGUUCAAAUGUGAUAAGUGGAUUGCUAUAGUGAGUUCGCAUUUUGCCGGAAAUGUCUACGCGGCGGUUGGGUAGGCGCGGACGCAGAGAACUCGAGGUAAUAAUGGAUGAUAUUGUUUGUAAUGUUAUCGUGCAUGUGAAUUUGCUCCAGGAACUAGUUCUUCCGUCGCGCUGCGAUUUUAAUGCGCGUCGUGAUUAACGUCCUUUGGGUCCUGGCAACGUCGCUGUGGCGACUGGAACGAGGAUGACCGACAAGGCGGGAGAACUGUCCACAGUGAUUAAAGCUGGUGGUAACGAUGAUGCUUGGUUGUGCAUGGCUCGAGUUGGUAGUGGCGACAUUGGGGUGAAACCAAAGGUGCUCAGAAGGACCUAUUCCUGUCCCGAGUGGGCGUUGACAGUAGGAACUCGAGUGUUGGUGUGCGUCAUUCCAACUUUUGGUAAGAUGUGGUCAUGUAGCCGCACCUGCUGGACACAAUACUGUUGACUUACUUAAUUAUUAUGAGUUAGGUUGGCAUGGCAUUGCUGUGCGUUGCGGUGUGUGUUCGGGGUUAGGGUUAGGGUUUGGGGUUAGGGUUAGGGGUUACGACUAAGGGAUAGGAUUAGGGGUCAUGGAUAGGGGUUAGGACAACUAUUUCUCAGCCACUCAAAGUACAACCGCGCAUUCCCAUUCUUCACAACGUGGCUAUUCCGCCGCAGUUGAAUUUUCUUCAGCAGAGCAUAGACACUAGCCUCCAUCACUUUUGUGCCCACUAUGCGUUCCUGCUACCUCUUCUUUGAUAUUUUCGAAGAUAGCUUUAGUGGGUGUGAAUGGACAUCCUCGUCAGAUGUGAUAAAUUUUUUGCAUGAAAGCGGUUUCCGCGGUAUGGCCACUGCGUGGGACACAGCGUCUGGGGAGCCACGGACGAAAUCUGGACUCCGAUUAAGGGCGGGGCAGAGCGACCUCCACUUGCAACAGGGUUUGCGGUUUGUUAGUUUCCUCCAAAUGGACUGCCAAACAGUCUCCUGGCAUUUUACGAUGAUCCAAUCGCGUCUUAGCUCUUGCAGUCAAUGUUUAAUUCUAUGUAUUUUUUACAGGUGGAAUCGCAAAAGAAGGUGUUUUAUGAUUGUUUCUACUGGGUCACAAUCUCGCAUUCGAAGUAAUACUUCAAAGGCAACAACGACAGAUGCAUAGUUAUCGUGAUCUGCCCGAUUUCUCUGUGUACACAUUUGUCCUUGCAAAUGCACUUCAGUUGCGAAUCUCCUCAUUGAAUUAUUAUACAUGCAGAUAGGGCCUUUUAAUUGAUGCAGAUAGAGGUUAAACAUAACCCCAACACUGUAUUUACCCGCUUUGGGAGUCUUGAACGAUCGCCUCCUUCCUUUGCUAAGAAUUUCUUCUGAUACGUGAAAACUUUUUCGGCCGAGGACAAUCAUCAGUCCUCUGGGGUAGGACGCCAAAUAUAACUUCGAUGACCCCUUAAGCAGAUAGGGGCGCUAUAUUGAUUCAUGUGGUGAGGCACGUGUAGAUGGGCUGUUCAGCUCUGCCAACAUCUGCGACCAAUCCCGCCUCCGGCUGUUUUGAGAUUGUCUUGUCAUCGAGCAGGAUGGUUCUAGGAGGCGAGAAUGCGUUAGAUGCCGCGUAAGUCUGCCUCACUGUAAACUUGCUAAGUCUCACGUCACUGGUAUUGUGCCCAUGCCGUGGAUAGCGCAGUUUUCUUCGUCGUUUGCGUGAUUCCAAUUGUCAGGCGACUACAGGUGCAUCAUUGCAGAUAUCGGAAAAACGAUCUUUCAUCGAAGGUGAAAAAUACCUACUGAAACAAAGUUAUUGGGAGAUUUGUUUUACAUUUCAUUUUCUAAUGAUGUGAUAAGUGCAGUCGGGAUGAUAAAAGAAAUCCUGGGUAUGACGACCGGGGCAAGAAAAGGCGGAAUUCUGCAGGGAUGACUCGACUACUUCAAUUAAUCGGGUAAAAAUGACCCAUUAUCCGGUGAGCUGACAAACGUCGUGAUGACUGCACCAAUCAGCCAUGUCACCACCACCACCACCACCACCGUCCUGCCAACAGCACCGGGGAUGAUAGAUUUAAGGUGCUUUUUGCUUCGGUAUUCUAUUGUCAUAAAUUGCAGCCCUUGACAGUGGACAAUAGUUCCAACUGCUCCAGACAGCAGACGGUUAAUGCAGUUUUCCCGGGAUCUCCCCCUCCCCGAAGGGGUUCAUAAUCCUGAAAUAUGGCUGCGAAAUAAUUUGCCUGCAUGCUCUAAAAGGACCAUUUAUGCAGUCGGAGUAGUCACAGAGCUAAGACAAGGGGAAGAAAGAGAACUGGGCUACCUCUCGCGUCCUAAUCCCACCACCCUUCUCUGACAUCGUUCCAUCUUGACAGAUGGAAUUACUCCUAACACUAACUUUUCCCCAUUUCUAGGCAGGCACUUCCAGGCGCCCAGCAACCGCGAGGGGGGCGGUGAAGGACAAAUCCCCUGUGAAUGAAACUCGCAAAUCAGCUUCAGUGAUACCUGCUGUACGUGCCCUCGCUGCUCCAAUUUGACUAUUCUGCCUGCUGUUUCGAUUAUGUCAUAUGUGCACGUGAUAGCCCUCUAGUUUUAAGGGUCAUUUUUGUACAGGAAGCGAUUAACAUAGUCGGCAGUUUUGGCAUUUAAAAUGCCCUGUUAAAACAGACUAUGCAGAGUAGGAAAUGUACACAACCCAAGAAUUCAUGUCGCAGCCACGCCUGCCAGAUGUAGCAUUUGCGGUUUGGAAACCCGAAAAGCACGUGCAACGGUAGGUGGGGUCCCAGACUGUUUGGCAAUUGAAAGCUUAUUUAAACUGAAACACGCCUUUCCUUCUGAUAAAAGACUUGGGGCAGGUGUAAUUUGUCGUAGCACAUCAGGAAAGGAUAGUUUUGUACAUUUAUUUUUUAUAAGAUAUGCUUGGAUUUCUAAAGGCGUCGGAAAUCAAUUAAAGAAGUCCAUUCUACUCAAAUAACCGUUUUCUGGAAGAUGCGAUCUUCAAAGACGACCAGAAAGACGUGUAUUUAGAAGCCAGACAUCAUGGCAUGUCUGAAAUGUCUUGUGGUUAUGCUGCAUGAUAAUCAUUUAUAUAACCCUCGCCUAAGUAAUCCUUUCUAUGCGAAUUCGCAUUUCAGAAUUUCAGUUGACAUUUCAUGAAAUACGUCACCUACUGUAAUAAUUGGUCUAUGCUCCUCUCCCCAUAAUUCCCACGAAGAGGCUCUUGUCGCUUAAACCAAAUCUAUUCACUGCAAGACUUUCAACCAGUCAUGCAAUCUGCUCGGGAACCGCCCUCUGCCACAGUGCAUUGAUAAAGACAACCAAUCAAAACAAUGCAUCUCAAGUAAAAACAGGAGUGCACAGUCCUAGCAAGGCUAAUGCUAAUUUUCCGAAGAAAAAAAACAUUUUUUGGAAUCAAUAAGAAGCAAAAAUGUAUACGAUGCCGAAUCCUAUUCAAACCGAGAAAGUAAAAAUAAAUAAGUGAGAUGGAGUACUUAGAAUAACAUUUAAGCACGUGUUUUCUAUAUUCAAUGUCCUAACGUUCCUACGGCAUCAGGUAUAAUAUGUAGCAGGACAAAUAAACGACUAUUAGCUGCUGAACAAACAUCGACGACGGUAUCGUAUUUAGUCCCACUCUUGAAAUGGGUAGGCAGGACGCCUUUGACCCAUAAACCCAACACUAAAACCUUAACGUUGAUCCCAACACUAACCCCAGCCCUAACCUUAAUCCCAAACCUAGCACCAACGCAAACACUAGCAUUAGGGCCUCACUACCAUUACCGGUAGCUUUAUACAUUGGCUGCAUGUGGAGCUUGGGGAAAAGUUACUUUUAACGUUAAUAUUACUGUCAGGGUUUUGUAACCGUUACCACAUAGUGCAUUACUCAAUCUGCUACUGGGCAAACCGUAAAAUAAUUGGGUAAGUUUUGUCGUAACGAUUAGGUGGAGCCACAUUCCAUACGAGCACUCAGGUAUCCUCAAAAUGAGACGCAGUGCUUUUUAAGUAAAAAAAUAUCUCUCUUCGCGUUGUUGGCGAUAUGAAUGGUCAAAGCAUCUCUCUUGCUAUGCUGUCCUCAAUUAGUAUAGAGGGGUUCUGGGCUUAAUGGUACAUCUAAUCUAUGUUUGUCUGUAGAUUUCGUCUCAGUUAUUGGUUCCCCAUCACGAUUGGGGUUGAGCUCUGACUGGUUAGAUGUCAGUGUCAAAUUACCUAGGCGAUCUAUUAUGAAUUACCUGUGUAAUGUUUACUUCUCCCGUAAAUUUGACAAAUUUGUCCAAGGACUUGGGAUCAGAAAAAAUUUCAAACAGUUCCUGUCGCACGGUGCCUUAUCUGUCAUUGUAUAUUUUUGAAUAUUAAUAAUUGAAGGAAGGGGAAUAUUUUAGCAUUAAAUUAGUUCAUUAAUCUGAAUUCUUCGAAAGUUGGCCGGCAAUUACGAUCUUUCCCAGAGUAUCCAGACCGUUUUCUGAGCAUAUUUUUGGUAAAAAUUUCACACUUCUCUUCAUACUGCUUAGAGGUAAUAUCCUGAGUGUAAAAAGGGUCGGGUAAUAUGUGGUUAUCUAGCCCCACCUGAUGGACACAAUACUGUUGGUGUCGGAUUUAGGGGGUUAGGGUUAGAGGUCAGGGGGUAGGGCAACUAUUUUUCAACCACCAAAAGUACAACCGCACAUUCCCAAUAGGCUUCCUUUUGCAUACAAAUACAUGAGCCCGUCGCCUGUUCGUUCCCCGACCCCACUGUAAAAACCCCUAUUGCCACCGGUCCCGUAUUACCGGUGGUUGGGGUUUGUUUACCUCAGGUGGGGCUACAUAACCACAUCUGACCAAAGGUUAGCCAGCAUGUUGCGGCAUGGUAGUGGGCAUGAAAUUAAAUGUCAUUCCUCUCGAAAAUUGUUUUAUCUGUGCAGGUCUCCUUAACGACUUUUUCAGUUUUUCAAGUCCUUGGUGUAUACUGUAUGGCUUCAUUUUUCACAUUUCAACAACAAAUUUUCAAUUUAUUUUGACGCAACUGUUGAAAUACCGGCGACCUCGGUAGAAUUCAAGCCCACGAUAGCAAGGCGGAGGCUUUAGUACAGCCAACGCCCUAGCUACCUGAGAUGUGAGGCCCCAUCGGGAGCCGUGAGUUUAAUCGCAAUUGGGUCAAACUAAUUCAUCCGGAAUUUGCCAAAACGCUUACUUAUUACGUGAGCCUUGCAGAUAUCUGAUGUAUUCUUGGUCGUUUACUUAGAAAACCCUGCUUGGAAAGUCAGCUUUCUUUAUCAGAUUUUAUGGAUUGCAUACGUUACAGCGGGCUGGGCGGGUAACUUGACCCAAAUGUGAUCAAACUCACGGCUCCCAGUGGAGCAGACUAGACCGUUGGCUGUACUCAACUCUUUUGCAUGCUGUCGUGAGUCUAAAUCCCACCGAGGUUGAUGAGUUUUUUUGUAGAUGGAUCAAAAUAAAUUAUUCAAAAUCUGCCAAAACACCUAUUAGAUUUUCAAUUGUUCUGAAUGCCAGCAAUUUGGUCGUGAUCGCAAACAAGAAUUCACUGGUAAAACCUCGUAGAAGCCACUGUCUUUGCUGAAUUGUUUGGUCAUAUUUGCUGGAAUGUAUUCAGUUUUCCGACGUCCGUGAAUCUGCCGUUUUACUUGCAGCUCUAUGACACACCUUCAUUAACCCAGUUCGUGAACUCGACGCCCAAAGAUAGCCCAGAUCCCACGGAAGCCAAAUUAGCUCAACGCAUAAAGCACCUAGAAGUGGAGCUGGAUGGAGCGAAGAAACUUCUUCAAAUGGCCAAACGCUACCACCAGGAGGAAAUCAAGCUCCUUGAAGAAUCUCACGCGUACGUGUUUUUCCCAACCGUCACAAUUUCUGCACUAGUCUUACAUUAAUUUUAAAGCCUACUUAUGACUUAAAAGUAGACGACUUCAGUAACGGAAUUCUUUGUCUUCACUAGGAGCAAAGUCCGGCUGCUAGAAGAGAACUCCGCGCGUCGGGAAAAACAGUGAGUGGUCGUUCUUCCAUUAACUUGCCCGGUUAGUUUUGGAGCACAUUAAAAGGUUCGCUUUGAGAAUACAAGUUCCAUCAGAAACCACAUGUGGAACACCGAUAAUUAAAAAACCCCUGAUGCGGUACUCUCUGCCUUCGUGGUGUUCCAAAUCUCGGCAAGCAUUUCAUCCUCCUUUCAGGACAACUGAAGUCCGGACCGUUGCAUUUUCCCUGGGUCUAACCCAUAGUCGUUAAUUAAAACGCUCUGUUUCGGACGCCACUUGCUUCACCAUCCACGAACCCCGCUUCUUCGUUUUCAGUAAGCAACAAAAUUCAUGAAAGGUGGACUUUAAUCGUCGCACAUUCUGUUCAAAUGUAGAAUAUUACUUUAGCAAGGAGACGGUACUGAUUGGAAGGAAACUCAAGCAAGUGGUCGAUUGAUACCUGACGGCAUGCAUGCCUUCGUUUGAUUAUGUUUCCGGCCACCUGUUUCACUUAGGGGUUUUUAAAUGGGUAACUCAUGUACUUUGUUCUCAAGUAACUUCCGAUGCCUCUAAAAAUCUAGCCUUUUUCCCAGAAUUUACGGACACAGCGCCAUUUUUUGUUAAUAUUUGAAAAUUACUCCUUUCAGAGCUUAGAUUCUGGACGCAGCACAGUUUCUUCUUUAAAAAGUUAUUGGCUGACAGGCUGGCAAACGAUUGUUUUCGGCAAUUCCUCGCUAGACCAGUAAAUCAAUUCAAUGAAAUGGCUAGACGACAAUCCUGCCUUAAGUGAUACUGGGUCUAUUUAUGAAAUGUCGGUCGGCCUUACGGGGUUUUAGCGCCUACUUCAAAAAGUAUCGGGUGCAGUCCCCUCACACGCGUCUCCUGGUCCAAUUCAAUUCCUCACUUCCUCUUGACCUCAGUCAAGUGAAUUCUCUUUCAGCCUGAAGGAGGAGAUGGAAUUCAGCAUCGGUCAGUUUCGUGAUCGUAUUACUCAAAUGGAGCAGUAUCACGAGACACUGCGCACAGAAUUGGUGACCACCGUCGCUGCGGCGAAGAGUGAUGCUACCAAGACUGUCCAAUCGCUUCGGGCCGAGCACAGGUGAGAGACUGUUUUUAACACGCCUGCCUGUCGGUGUAUCUGUUGAAUUGUUGUAUUAUGAAAGUCAAGUUGGCAAACACGCGUUUUCGGUUAUUCUACCUCAGGCCAAUGCAAUUACAUGAAGCAAGUAAAAUGUACAAAAUCAACAGUGUUUAUAGAUGCCUCAAGGGCUAUUAAGUCACUAACACUCAUCAUCCCCACGCCGCCCGCAUGACAAGGUUGGCGGGUGUUGGUCCUCAGAGCUAGGGGAGGGGGGUAAGAGAGUCUUUGAGUGAUGUUCUUGGAUUGAGUACACGGAGUACUCAUCACUGUAACUAGGGAUUUGAGGCGGCAUGUCAUCAUCACUUGGGGUUGGCGUUGGCCACGGCAGAGAGAGCGCUUGUGUCAGGGUUUUCUGACAGCAUAACACCGGAUUCGCUAGCCUUAUAGCUACUGCCUCGGCCGUUGCUAGUAUCCGCUCGCGUAGGCCUUUAGAGAAGCAUGUUGGUGUCCGAUAGACAACCUAAAAUGCUUCCUUGGUAUCGACUCGGUGAUCCGUAUCGAUUAAAUGUGCGAGAAUAGAACUCGAAAUCGACCGGUUCUCACCUCUAUCUAGCCAGGAGGGCAUAUGUUCACGCACCCUCUUUACCAGGCGUCUCCUUGUGCGGCCGACAUAAGCACAGUGUUUAGGAGGGUUUGCAAGAUCGUGGUCUUUGAGUCGGCUGAGGCGUUGCAUAUUCUUGAUUUUUUUGACUGUUGAAGGGCUGUGCAGCGCCAGAGUUCAAAAAUCCUAGAGUUGACUUGUUUACGAUCACGUCUGUCAGUUCUAUUUAGAUUUAUUAGGUACCGAUCGACCUGGCAGCAUGUAGCCUUAUGAAAAUGGUUGUUCCUACGACGGUGAAAUCAAGCCAAAUCUCGUUUUUCUUGUUGAACCGCAUCUCAUUCAACUCAAACGAGUCAAGAAUACUAAGAAUCCCUGGAAGACUGUCUUGAAAUCCAUACUCCGAAUUUAGGCUGUCGACAAACCGCAAUAUAUGAAAUUACAGUAAUUCUUAAGGGAUUUCUAGAUGUAAACUUCACUAGAACAGUGUCUUUAAACGUUAUUUCAUUUGUGCUUUCACAAUGACUCCGUUUUCUGUUCGAGAGGACAUUUUUCAUAGCUGAAAACUAAGUUUACCAAAUUACAGCCAUUUUGACGUUUUCGGGAUUUUACGCUCUUCUAGAAAAAAUCGGCAUGUCGAUUUAGUAGUUCUUUUAUGUUUUUAAUUCUUUCAAAGUUGUACUAAAUUAACAUAGAUAUUGGUUCCAUGAAUUGGUGUCGGCUUGCGAGUGAUUGGCAAUUAUUCGUACAGUUCGUUACAUUUCAUGAAUUAGGUCAUAUACUGUAUCUUCAGUGACCAACCUCAUGAAAGGGUAUCUUUCGGUUUUAAAGUGUUUCCCUCUUCCAGAAGAAUCGUGAGCCCGAUCUGCCGUUGCAUUUGGGCUUAGAAUUUUCAGCCUACUAGCUGUAAACUUUAGGCGUGAGGAAAAACCGAUUCCUUUAUGCCGCUAAGUAGAUACCAUUUAGGGCUCACGAAAUUUUGCAGUGGAUAUGGACUAUGUUGUAUACUUCAUGAGGGCCAUUAUUAAACAGAUAGAUACAAUAAUAUCUGAAUGCAUAUUGCAUAGCCUUAAAAAUCUCAUAAUUAUAAACGCUUUUAAAAUUGAGAGAUACUCUUUCGUUGAGUACGAAAUUUGAAAAAAAAAGUGAUUUUAUUAUCAAAAGGAAGGAAUAUUUUAUGCAUAUUUUUAAUUAAUAUUUUUGAACUUAUGAAGGCAUUGAAAAUCAGUAGGAAAAAGGCCUUCUAUGUAAAUAGUCAUUUUUUACUGAGUGUGGUCGCUCCAGUUGUCGAAACUCGGCAUGCUGCCCAUGUCGGAGCAAAAUUCCCCGAAACUCGGAAUCGCGUCCACCGCGUCAAUCUUGAUUUUCGACUCCCGGUUGAUCGUCCGGUAGGACACGAGACUUGGCGCCUCUCCGUAUUACAAAUGACAUCGCACCAAGUAACAGGGAGGUUAGGGUAAGGGAUGGGGUUGUGUUCAGGGUUAAGGUUAGGGUCGGAGUUCAAGUCACUGCUGAUGUUACGGUUUGGGUUGGGGUUAGGACACGAGAACGUGUACCCUUCCUGAAAUUUAGCACAAAAACCGCCUGUCCUACAGGGUGAUUCUUGUCACACGAGAGUUCGACCGUCGGUUUCGACGAUGUCCACCGUGUGCUCCACAGCAAGAUUGAGCAGGGACGGUGACUUGCACGUGAAUUAGUUUAAAGUGACAGUGGACUUGCACAGCAUCUACCGCACUCUCUCCUUCCCACUCCCCACCUGGGCCCGGUGUCAAGACAGAGUCAAGAAGACCGGAAGUGGGGGGAGGGCGCAGGUGGCUGGCAAGGUUGGAGCCGUACCUAAGCGUGCCCCCACACCCCCUACACCACACAGCAAAUUACCAGAAUUUUUCGCCAACAACAACAACAUCCCAACAAUGGCCAGAGCGACGAGGGUGACUGGGCAGCCGUGCCAGCCACCUGUAUACCUAGUGAGGGCGCAAGCGCAUCUAUCUGCAGGGAAUCAGGUGUCGGGUAGUUGCCAACGUAUACCAGGCUGCGAGGGCCAUGGUUUGCUGGUACUGGCAUAGCACACGUUUACAAACCUUUUGACCUAGAAGGGCGUCAUUCUUGUUCGGUCCAUAAACUUCUGGUUGACCGGAUUAUUAGCUCGCUUUAGGACAGAUUAUAUCAGAGGCAAUUUUAGCAUUUGAAUACCAGAAGUUACUUGGGCCCGACAUUCACCAAUCUGGUCUGGACGCGAACCAGCCGCUUCAUUUGGACGAUCCUCUUGAAUGGUUUUAUAGCGCGAGUCAUCAUCACACGACAAACGCUCCAGGCAGUCUCAGACCAUGCCAUUACUAGACCAGACACCGUUUUACUUCUUGAUUGUCCUUCUGCGUCACCCUAGCGCUGAAAUGGAGGCCCUACUCACCAAAAACCAACAGGCCCUGGCAAACCUUCGACAGGCCACGCUGGAGGAAAGCAAAGCCAUCUCCGAACUGCAACCCAGUGCCCAAUCGCUGCGUGAUCUGCUGGAGCAGCUGGUCCGGGCUGCGGGCGAUUUGCAGAAGGGUGAGGAUGAGCGGCAGGUGGCGGCUGCACAGCGCAUCGGCCAGCUGGAACGCAGGGAGGAGGCCCUGCGUCAGGCGGAGGAACGUUUGCGAGUCAGGGUUAGUUUUUUUUUGCUUCAAUCGUCUCUGCCAAUCAGGGCUAGGCAAUCUCACAAAACACAUCGCAGUACUUACCGGAGCCUAGGUGACGUUGGAACCAAUCAGAAACCGUUGUUUCUGAGUGGGUUGCUUAGGCAAAGCUCUGAAUGGCGGUGGGAGAUCGAUGUAUAUUGUUGAUUAGAUGUGGACAGGAUUGAGACGCUUAAUCCCCCUCGUGUGUGCAUGUGUGAUUCUCGAUUCUUCACCAAAGUCUAACCGAUAUUUUGCUUUCAAAGAUCAGUUACGCAUUAUUUUUGUGAAAUUCCAACGCACAACUCCAUGGAACUCCGGUUAGUAGCUCUCAUAACGUGACACGCUAUAGUUGUGCAUGUUUUCUUCACUGCGUGCCCCAAGCGCGAGUGAGAAGGCAUGUUUGUGAGGAUGUUCUGUGCGAUCAUUCUGUAUAGUUUAAUGACGGGCAGUUUUAACCUAACUUAUCUGUUAUUCCCGACUGCUCCAGUGCGUCUGAAGUCGUUUUGAAGAGCGUCUCGACACAGUUCCGCUCCUGAGAUAUCAGAUGGUUGCUGUGGGGCCUAACCAGUUAGUGUUUGAUUGCCUGUCUAUAUGUUUUUGUUUUAUAUUCGUCAUCACUGCUAUUGUCUCCCUUAUCGGUGGACUUUUUAUGCGAAUUUGAAGGCUAAAUCCAAAAAAUACAUGCGGUUCCAUCACUGAUUCUAUUAGAUGUUACUUUCGACAGUAAUUUUGGUUAGCCACAACCCGUACUCAACAGAGACAACUUUGGAAGGAGGAAAGACCCGGGAUGUAGGAAUUGGCUUCUAACAAUGGCAGGAAAACUGACCGACCGUGAGAUAUAUAUUCAGUCUUUGUGAGCCCAAAAUGACUGUUAUUGAAGCUUUAUCCGUGGAUUAUCUUUUUCUGCCGUAUCUGCAGGCUCAGAUGGUCGUUUGGAAAGCCAUUAAAGCCAAUAAGUUGAGCCUGAACAGCAUGACCUGAUCAAUCAGAACACAUUUUAACGUAUGCGAACAGAAGUUUACGUGCAGGGUGAAGAGCGAGCAUGCUCUACCGUCAAUGCUUGCCUCCCAUAUGACUGUUUCGUGUUGGCAGACCUUCUUAACUAUGCGACGUAUUCGGUUCCGUCCACGACACUGGACGAUCACGAGGGCGUCCAGGUAGGGUAUGGCCUACUUUUGGCGUGGUACAGUAGAUGGGCUAACUCAUGAAAUGUCAACCGAAAUUCCGAAAUGUGCUUCCAUUUCGAAGAGGUUAAUCAAAAAGGGCUGUAAAACCAAUAAUCAUACAGCGUAAUUCUAUAAUAAUUCAGUUAACUCGGUAUGCCGACAGGGGUCAGAAGGAAGAGGGUGAUUAGGCAGCCGUGACUACUACCUGUAUGUCCAGCGGGAGCGCAAGCACAUCUACCGGCAGGGAACUAGGUGUUGGGGAACUGCCAGCGCAUACCAGGCUGCGAGGGCAAUGGUUUACUGACGCUGGCACAGCACACGCUUUCAGACCUUUUGACCGGUCUGCGCCUUCCCACACAUCAUUCGGCCCCCCGCACAGCCUCCCAGGAUGGGCGGCUCGGCCUAGUUAUUCUCUUGACAGAACAGUAUUCUGUCCCGGUUGAUAUCCACCCUUAUUUCACUGUCCGUUAGCCUCGAUUCUGUUCGCAAGACGGGUGGAACUUCUCGUGAAUUUCCAACUGGAAAUUGGGUUCAUUUGAUCGAGAGGAGGUGCCUUCAAACUUACUACAGCAACUUUUUCUGUCGGAGCCUACCUUUCUGUAUGCAUCGUUUAUCUUUUUUAAUUCAGGAAAAGGAUCUUGAAAGUGCCCACCACUGCUUGACCGAACAGGUCGCCAAGCUUGAAGUGCAACUUAGAGAACAGUCAAAGCUCCUAGCGGAUGUAAGUUCCUUCUCGCCCCCCCCCCCUCCCCAAAGGACCUUUCGGGUUUUUUCCCACUUAAUGACUCGGUAAAGAAAUUCUCUCGUUCUUCUUAUUAGAGUGUUUACUCACUGUCUACAAACACUUGCUAAACAUAUUUUCAUCGUAAGCUACAGAAGAUCGGUAGAGGUACACAGUGAUAAAAUUCGUAUUUUUAUUUCUGAACUGGAAUCACUGACCGUCAUUCCAUAUUAAGCUACUAUACCACAGGGCCGAUGCGAUAUCUUUCUCCAACCGCGCAUCCCCCAUACAUUGCAGCCCAUCUUGAUCUACAUAGACGAGCCAGUUACCCUGUUUAAUGUAUACGAUCCACGAGAGGUUUUAGACAACCAGACCUGAUUAGAGCAUUUUGUGCAAAGGCAACUUGCAUGGUGGUCGGUAGAUUAUUAUCAAACCUUGCGCCUCCCACCCACUGAUCUUUCUUCAGUAGCCGAGCGCAUCGAUUUCCCAUACCGGGAAGUUCGCGCGGUCUCCGAUUCCCAACUGCCGUUAUCGAUUUUCAAACCAGGAGCUUAGAUCAAUUUUCAAAUGCCUGAAUGAGGAAGUGCUAGCUGUAUAUGACAGCGUAAACUGAACGGAAAUCGCCAUUAAUCGAUAAGUUUUAUCGGCGCUGAGUGAGAAGAUUGAAAUGGCUAUUUCUGGCUUAGUAGCCGUCACCCGGUACCCAUAAACCAGCCCCGGCAUAGAGCCACCUGAUUUUUGAGCCCCAGUCGCGUUGAUCAUUGAAUUAAAUGCCUUAACUGUUACGCCACGAACUCACGCCGUUUUAUUUUCGAUUGCGAAACUCAUGCACCAUGUAACAGUGACGCCCUGAUCUAACUGGAUUUCAGGAUGAAAUCUAGUCCCUCUUUCCGACCUUACACUUUCUUGAAGUUCCCAGACUAGAAAUUGCGGGUAACUCCUCGUCUAAGAUCAGAAUAAUUGAGUGCUUUUCCAACUAGCUGACCCUACUCGGUCUAGACAAUAAAAUAUGAUCUGAUGCUCUCGUGAGUUUUCUUUUAAUGACAGUUGAUGUGCACGGAUUUCAGCCCCUGGAAUUCUCAAACUGACUGGCCGAUCGAUCAAUCUGCUUAAACUCCAAGCGCCGUGCAUGUUUGGUACAAGUAGAACGUACUUAUUUGGGAUCAGUUGCGUGCUUUAAGAAGGAGCCAUUGCAGCCUGGCUCUCAGUCCUGCGAAGGAACGAGUUAUCCCAUCAGUUUGCAGCCUUCAGGACAGACUUGUCUGAAUGUGUUUUCUCGCCCGACAGACUAGCCAGAUGGAACAUUUCUGGCCUUUUCGUUAUGGUCAGUCAAAUUGCAACCCAUCCAGGCCGAGGGCCUAAAACGUGCGCUCAAAUGGGCCCCUUUAAGGUGAUUGAGUAAACUUCGAAGUUCCAACUACCCAAUCACCUGCCCAUGAGAUGCUUGUUGUAAUUGGAUAUGUCGUCACAUUGAUAACAAAGUGCAGGGUAAGAAGCACUCGGUUUGCUGCAUGUAGUCAGGACGUUGACUUAUCAGGCAGCAUUAGUCUUGUUGCACAGUCGUCGUUGUCAGCCAACCAUGCCCAGCCCCUCUGACGGAAACAGCUUGAAUUAAGACACGACUUCGGUAGGUAUAACGUCAUAUUCUCCACCAUAAAGGACACAGGCCCAUACCUGGCGGCUGCGAUCGGGAGCAAUCGAAGUACCGCCGGCGGUACGUCGACUGAGCUGACUUAUAGCCCAGUAAUGAGCUGUUAGUCAGGCGUGUUUCUCGACUUUGAGUUUGAGAUACGGCUGAUCGAGAACGGUAAACAAGCCAUAAAGUGCCAUUUCAAGCUGUUCUGGGACGGAUCUUCACGGCCUACCUAAACGCCCAUACUCCGUCCAUCAAUCGGAUCAGGUCUUCAAAUGCCACACCCCUGUGGCCGUCGCAUCUCAGGCGGUUUUGUGUCAUCGAAACUAUCGAAUCCAGCCGCCUCAGGGAGACUAAACCAGGUUGCACAUUCGAUUCACGUCGGGGUCACCAAUUUGGGAUGACUUUGAUGGUGGGUGUACCUUAACCACCACAAUAAUCAUGGACCAGAGCCUUUUAAGAGGAGACACGUAAAGGCACCAGUAGAACGCGUGAAUUUCGUUCAGAAGCUCGUUGGUGGCCAGAGCACUGAUGCCCGGCCGGCUCUGGGCCUGCACGCACGUCUUUCCAUUAGGGUGACCUUAACAUGAAUGGCUAAGUGUUCUGUGAGGGCCAGUCAGUGUCAGUUUGGUGAGUCGAUAGGGCGAUUGCAUAAUUUUUGGCCGCCUCUGAUUGACCGCCCUCGAAGCUAAAUGCGCUCAUGUUCCAGCCGCUCAAGAAUCGUGAGCAAAUGAAUCCUAACGUGGCCUAUGAGCCAGAGGUGAAAGGCCUAUACGCGCUUGAGGCGCUACAGGCUCCCUUCUGGCCUGCUGUUAUCAGCUUGGCAAAUUGGUUCUACUUUUAG
Spirometra erinaceieuropaei is the source of this 26193-nucleotide messenger RNA. The record is from the annotation of a GenBank genome assembly. Lineage: Eukaryota; Metazoa; Platyhelminthes; Cestoda; Diphyllobothriidea; Diphyllobothriidae.